AUGGCUAGUGAGGAUAGUUUUCUAGUGUUGGUACAUCACAGAGGGUCGAUUAAGAGAAAAACUCGGUCCGACGUGAAGUUCACUGAUAAGGAUCCCCUAUGUAUUAUCGUGAGGCCAACAACCACCUACGAUGCUCUCGUUAGCUCUGUGCUGGAGAAGCUUGGUCUGGAAGGAGUUAAAAGGGUUAAGAAGUUUUUCUAUCGCAUCCCAACCACGGUGCUCCAUGAUACCGUGAAGCAGUUUUCCGAGGUAAGGACAUCAGAGUUGUUGGCAAAGUUGGUUGAUGUGGUAUCUAGCUCGGGUGGUUCGAACCGGAAUGCCAAUACUAUAGCCACGGUUGCCGGCUCGAGCUCGAGACCUGCGGUUGCUUCAUCCUCCGUUCCUGUGUAUGAGCCACCGAUGCAACCUGUUACCUCCCCAUCGUUUGCCGUUGAUCUGAGCAGCAAUGUUGGAGACAAGGUUCGAUAUGGGGAACAUCUUCCCACCGAAAUGCAGUGUCCUACACCGUCUGGUGUUGGUGAGGGUUUGUUUGAUGAUCCAGAUGACGAUAAUGUCGAGCCGGAUAUGAUCGCUGAUGACAGCGGCGAUGAUCUUAGAACUACUGAUCCGAGAAGGGCUACAGGUGGAUCUAGUUCUGGCACACAGCAGUACCCACCCCAUUUUUCAUCGUUGGACCUGGAUGCCAUGACGCAGGACGAAAAUCCUGUGCAGGCCUCUGGAUUUGGCGCUAGAGAUACGGAAGGGUCUGCCGGUAUGACGGAGUUCCAGGUUGGCCAACAAUUUCAGGAUAAAGAUGAGGUGCUGUUGAGUGUGAAGACUUACAGCAUCCGCCGAGGGGUCCAGUACAAGGUCGUUGAGUCUGACUACCGCAGGUAUGUGGGAAAGUGUUCUGAGUUUGGGAAUGGGUGCACAUGGUUGAUUCGGUUGAGUGUUCGACAGCGAAAGGGCAUCUAG
Molecule: messenger RNA, 954 nt
Organism: Arachis duranensis
Lineage: Eukaryota; Viridiplantae; Streptophyta; Magnoliopsida; Fabales; Fabaceae
Exons: 2
Coding region: 1-954 (317 amino acids)
Source: RefSeq, a predicted model, not a curated record